UAAAGGAACGGGUAGGGUUCGUAACAGUUACGGUGGCGCAGAUAUUUUACAAUGGAAGGCGAGCGUGGCGGACGUAGACAUGCGACGGGCUCAUGUCGAAACGCUUCAGCCUCUUUCUUACACGCAACUCUCACACGCUACUUCUCUCUCUAUUUAUCUUCUCUCUCCUCUCCUCCUAAACUUUCAUUUUCACUCACUCGGCGCCUUCCUCUGUUGAUGGGAAUUUGAUUCGUCUUGUUCAGUAUUGCUAUGGCAAUAUCAAUUGGAUUAUGCUCGAGGUCAUCUUUCGACUCUAUUGAAUUGCUGUUUUUUAAAUCAUUAAGUCACAGCAAUUUGUCGAAUAGACGAGUAUUUUUGCCUCUGGUUUCAAGUGAUAAUAGUAUCAGAAAGUGGAGGCCUAGAAUCAAGUGUUUGGCAUCGAGAGAAAAUUUUACUCGUGAAUUAGAAUCGGAGGAAAGUGAUGGUGUAAGUAGCUCAGACUCAGACGAUGAUGAUUUAAGCCAUGUGAUUAAGUUUAAGAUUUCGGACUUUAAUGUUCAUGAUCGUGUUAGCAUUGGCCUUGGGGAUAGGAAUGAUGAAAUUGUAUAUGAAGCUACAGUGAAGGAAGCUAGUAGUCCACUGUUCAAUAAGAAAGUUGUGCUUCGGCGACUGGUUAGCAAUCAGGCGCAGCGUAGGGGAAGAAGGGCAAUAGAGGUAUUGAAAAGACUGGCUCACCGUAGAGUAAUGUACCAUUCUUACUCGGUGCAAGUUCAUGGCUAUAUAUGUUCAUCCACAAAUGAUGACAGUGGUUCAUUUACUCUAGUACAUGGUUAUCAUGGCAAUUCUUCUUUGAGACAUUGGCUUCAACAAGCAGAUUGGCUACCAACUCUAGAAGCUACCCUCGUGUUGGAUGAGGAGUCUGUCAGGCGAGUCGGUGAUGAUACAGUGGGAGGACCGGCCGUUUCUCGACAAUUACGUCUUAUUCGAAUUUUAAUGCGAGAUCUGUUGAUUGGAGUGAAUUACUUACACAGCAAUGGACUUGCACAUACAGAAUUGAGACUCGAGAAGUUGCAUAUUAGCCCCAUUGAUAGACAUGUCAAAGUUGGAAUAUUGGGGAAUGCUGCCAACUUUAAUGAUUGCAUUCCGGAUGAUAACAAAUUGGAUAGCAACAUGGAUAGGCGAAAAAUGAUGAUUGCAUUUGACAUGAGAUGUCUUGGAUUUAUAAUGGCUAAAAUGGUUCUUAGAGACCUCAUGGAUCCAAUGAUUUUCGCCAAGUUCAAAGCAUUCCUCUCCAAGGGAAAUGAGCCUUCAUGCUUGCGAGAGUUUCUGAUGCAUAUUGUCAAUAGAAAUCCUUCUCCUGAAAAUGUAGGAUUUCAGAUACUGGAUAGAAACUGGGGUGCAGGUUGGAAUUUGCUCUCCUUACUUCUUGCUACCAAAUCUUCACAGAAAAUAAGUUGCUUAGAUGCUUUGAGGCAUCCAUUUCUGUGUGGACCAAGAUGGCGUGUAGACCCAACAAUGGACAUGAUCAGAUGGAGCCUGGGUUCAACUGCAGUUAGAAUCACUGAAGAAUACAUCUAUGGAAGGCAGCAGCGAAGAAGAAUCGCAUAUUUCAUUGAGCUGAUGGAGAUGUUGAAUCCUCAUUCAAAGCCAAGGAGUUGGCUGGAAAUGCUUCCUGGCAAAUGGCGACUUCUAUAUAGCACAGGCCGACAUAUAGGACUGACUUUUCGGCAACCUUCAACCAGAAUCCUUGUUGGUGAUGUGCACCUAAACAUAACUAAGCUAUCAAAGUUACAUGCAACCUUUUCUAUAAAAUCGGACAUUGGCUUCAAAGUGAUGCUUGGUCAAGAUUGGCCCCAUGAUAAAACUGGAGCAUCUGGUAAAUUGGAAAUUAACUCCCUUUCCAAGUUGAGAGCUGGGAGACGAUUAUACAUCAAGGAGGAAACUAGUACGAAAAUUAGUUCGGCCACUCCAGAUAUUAGGGAUUCCAUUCUGGAAAAACUGUCGAGCAAAAAGUGGAGAAAGACUAUUCCCAUAAAGGAAUUUCCAUCGAGUUUACCGGUCGCUAAACUUGUUCCUAGUGAUGUUAACAUUUCAAUGAGUCUAGACGAGCCGUUAACUAGAAAUGUUGCCACUGCACAGGAUGUCAUACGUGAAGUGAGAACGCAGGUGCCGCCUGAAAUAUUUGAUCUGUCGAAAAUAGUUUGUGGAACUUAUGUAGAUUCUAGAUUGCUUGUCCUGAGAAGUGUGGAUGGUUCUGCAUUGUUGUUCACGAGGUCCCUCGUGAAUGAAGAUGAUUGACAAAACUUGUAUCCCUUCGCAUAAUAUAUGUUCAUAGCUAGUUUGUUGAUAACUUGCCAUCGAGUAGUUUGUGGGCCCGCAUUUUUUUAAUUUCAAUUUGGGUUAAGUUA
Erythranthe guttata (spotted monkey flower) is the source of this 2387-nucleotide messenger RNA. RefSeq names its product OBP3-responsive protein 1 (gene ORG1). The record is from RefSeq and is a predicted model, not a curated record. Gene Ontology annotation, molecular function: ATP binding; protein kinase activity. NCBI's taxonomy places the organism in Eukaryota, Viridiplantae, Streptophyta, Magnoliopsida, Lamiales, Phrymaceae. Gene Ontology annotation, biological process: protein phosphorylation.